GGAACGUAAGCGGUGACGACCGCCGAAACGUCUAUUUACGCUCCUCCGGCACUUUAAAUUUACGUUUCCGUCGAUCCCCACAUCGAUCUAAAUCUCGGACACGGUUUUGCCUGUUCGCCGAUCAUUUAAAAACACCUACCUGUCAAAACCAUGAGGACCAUAAACGCCAACCAAUCUGUGAAAAUCCCCGACGGCAUUGAUGUCACAGUCAACAAGAGGAUUAUAGUUGUCAAAGGCCCCCGUGGUUCGUUAGAAAGGAAUUUCAAACAUUUAGCUGUUGAUAUAUACAUGAAAGGACCACGCAUAUUAACUGUUGAAAAAUGGUUUGGAACCAAGAAAGAAUUGGCUGCUGUCAGAACCAUUUGCACUCAUGUAGAAAAUAUGAUUAAAGGUGUCACCAAAGGUUUCUUGUACAAAAUGAGAGCCGUAUAUGCCCAUUUCCCCAUCAAUUGUGUUACAUCUGAAAAUAAUUCGCUCAUUGAAAUCAGAAAUUUCUUGGGAGAAAAAUAUAUCAGACGUGUCAAGAUGUCGCCAGGUGUCACCAUUACUAACUCUAAACAAAAAGACGAGUUAAUUGUAGAAGGAAAUGACAUUGAAAAAGUUUCUAGAUCAGCUGCUUUAAUCCAACAGUCUACAACCGUAAAGAACAAGGAUAUCCGUAAGUUCUUGGAUGGUUUAUAUGUAUCUGAAAAGACAACAGUUGUACAAGAGGAAUAAAAAUUGAUUAUUUCAUACGUUUAA
Acyrthosiphon pisum (pea aphid) is the source of this 741-nucleotide messenger RNA. RefSeq names its product ribosomal protein L9 (gene RpL9). Gene Ontology annotation, cellular component: cytosolic large ribosomal subunit; ribosome. The record is from RefSeq and is a predicted model, not a curated record. The transcript is spliced from 4 exons. Gene Ontology annotation, molecular function: rRNA binding; structural constituent of ribosome. Lineage: Eukaryota; Metazoa; Arthropoda; Insecta; Hemiptera; Aphididae. Bases 151 to 717 code for a protein of 188 amino acids. Gene Ontology annotation, biological process: cytoplasmic translation.